UUAUCGAUCUCUUCCUCGCUCGAAAACCUCUCAAAUCCUAGAAACCUAGAGAGCGCUCGCUCUCUGACGAGCGAAGUCGCCAUGCUCUCCUCCCUCCGCUCAAUCCGCAAACUCUCCUCUUCGAUUCGCCCUCUCCUUCACAAUCAUCAUCCACUUUCUCUCUCCUCCAACAAUCCCCUCCUCCGUAAAUCUCUUCCCAUUCUCCAGACCCACCAACAUUUUCCCCUCUUCUCCUCUUCCUCCUCCUCCUCCUCUAUCACACCAUCAUCAUCCAUCAAUGGAGACGAUGCCAGCACUGCCGCUAACUCAGCCGCCGCCGUUCCAAUUCUACAAGAGGACAGCGAGCGGCCCAUUGUUAGUUCCAGGCAUACCGACGCCUAUGCCGCCAUUGAGCUCGCUUUGGAUUCUGUUGUCAAGAUCUUUACCGUCUCCAGCAGCCCCAACUACUUCCUCCCUUGGCAGAACAAAUCUCAGAGGGACAGCAUGGGUUCUGGUUUUGUGCUUAGUGGAAGGCGGAUUUUAACAAAUGCUCACGUUGUUGCUGAUCAUACCUUUGUUCUUGUUAGAAAGCAUGGCUCGCCUACCAAGUACAGAGCACAGGUUCAAGCUGUUGGGCACGAAUGUGACUUAGCUCUUCUUACGGUUGAAAAUGAAGAAUUUUGGGAAGGGAUGACCUUUUUGGAGCUUGGUGAUAUUCCAUUCUUACAGGAAGCUGUUGCUGUUGUUGGGUACCCUCAAGGUGGGGACAAUAUUUCAGUUACUACUGGCGUAGUCUCCCGGGUUGAGCCAACUCAGUAUGUUCAUGGUGCUAGCCAGUUAAUGGCAAUUCAGAUAGAUGCUGCUAUCAAUCCUGGGAACAGUGGAGGGCCUGCAAUCAUGGGUGACAAGGUAGCUGGAGUAGCAUUUCAGAACUUAUCAGGUGCGGAAAAUAUUGGAUAUAUUAUACCAGUGCCAGUAAUAAAACAUUUUAUUUCUGGAGUUGAAGAGAAGGGAAAGUAUGUUGGUUUCUGUUCUCUUGGUUUGUCAUGCCAGGCUACUGAAAAUGUUCAAUUGAGAGAACACUUUGGAAUGCAUCCAGACAUGACUGGUGUUCUUGUAACCAAAAUCAACCCUCUUUCAGAUGCUCACAAGGUGCUGAGAAAAGAUGACAUUGUUCUUGGAACAGUUCCUUUCCGAAACAGAGAGAGGAUAACAUUUGAUCAUUUGGUAUCUAUGAAAAAACCCGGAGAAACAGCUCUCGUCAGAGUAUUGAGAGAUGGUGUAGAGCAUGAAUUUCAAAUCACUCUUCAGCCAUUACAACCUUUGGUUCCAGUUCAUCAAUUUGACAAAGUACCAAGCUACUAUAUCUUUGCUGGUCUUGUUUUUAUUCCCCUGACUCAGCCCUACCUUCAUGAGUAUGGAGAAGAUUGGUAUAACACUUGCCCUCGUCGACUGUGUGAAAAGGCAUUGCGGGAGUUACCGCAAAAAGCUGGGCAACAGAUUGUUAUUCUUUCUCAGGUCUUGAUGGAUGAUAUCAAUGCGGGAUAUGAGAGAUUAUCCGAGUUACAGGUGAAGAAAGUGAACGGCAUGGAGGUUGCAAAUCUAAAACAUUUGUGUGAGCUGGUGGAAGGUUGUAGAGAAGAAUGCCUACGAUUUGAUCUGGACGAUGAAAGAGUAGUGGUUUUAAAUUAUGAAAAGGCCAGAAUAGCCACCUCACGAAUUCUGAAGCGGCACAGGAUACCAUGUGCAGUGUCCACCGAUCUUCUGGGAGAAGAAGAAACAGACAGAGAGAUGAAGGCGGCAUGCUCCAAUUGACUGUAGAAGCUUUGUUUUUCUAUUGUCUUUGUUGUGUUAGAUUGAUUGAUAGGUGUAGUCUACUAAUCUUGUCUCAUUUACCAACGAUAAAAAUUUUUUCUCCCCACGUGUGAUGACGAUCUAAGCAUCACUUAGUUCUAUUUGUCCUUGUCUCCGUUGAAAUUUGAUAUGAACAAUUAUUCACUGUAUAUUUAUGACAAGUUUCAAUA
This is a messenger RNA of Asparagus officinalis (garden asparagus), 2003 nucleotides long. Its product is annotated as protease Do-like 10, mitochondrial. Gene Ontology annotation, molecular function: serine-type endopeptidase activity; protein binding. Gene Ontology annotation, biological process: proteolysis. Bases 82 to 1794 code for a protein of 570 amino acids. The transcript is spliced from 8 exons. NCBI's taxonomy places the organism in Eukaryota, Viridiplantae, Streptophyta, Magnoliopsida, Asparagales, Asparagaceae. The record is from RefSeq and is a predicted model, not a curated record.